CGAGUCCUGUUGCUCUACACAUUCGUUCGACGCGGCAAUCCAUUGUCGCCGAACGCGGAGAGCUGCGACACUGUUGAUUGGCAGUCAAGCGGUCUACCGUUCGAUCAUCCAAGGGCGCUCAAACCAUCAUCGCUACGAAGGUGCGGUCAGCGACGGGUGAAGUUUGCUUGAAGGUUGCUCUCAGGGAAGCCGUGCCUAUCGCGGCUUCGGGCACAAUAUUGGUGCUACGUCCCUUGUGCUAGGAACGGCGAGAAGGCUGCGUGCCCGAGGAGACGAUGAAGAGGAGACGGUGUCUUUGUCCGGCGAGCCCGGGCGUACCGCACCGCAAGCGCAAUCUAUCCAGACCGCUCCCCAGAGUCGAGGGAGAAGCGCAAAGACAGCCGCCGGGGCCAAGUUCGACGAUAGCCUCAGGCGUUGCUCGCAUCGCCAUCCCAAUUCGGACAAUACUUGGCGGAGAGAACGACUCCAACGACCCCGAAAACCAUCACUGCGGACGGCCAUCAACGAAUAAUCGGACGAUCCUCAUCUGUAGCAAACGUCAGCCGCGUCACUACCAAGACCGUACAGCUAUAGGAAACUGUGCAGCUUCGCAGUCGGAAGCCGUUGCUGCCUGCCGGCGCCACCACCUUACCUGUAUCGACAUUAUCGGGACUGAGCCUACGUCGUGCUGAGCUGGGUAUUUGGAAGAGCAGUGAGGGCCUCCGACGCUAUAUAUCUCAUCGUUAGUCCCACUUACCGACCAUUCCACGGACUUAUUAAUAGG
Molecule: messenger RNA, 763 nt
Organism: Trematosphaeria pertusa
Lineage: Eukaryota; Fungi; Ascomycota; Dothideomycetes; Pleosporales; Trematosphaeriaceae
Exons: 2
Coding region: 276-671 (131 amino acids)
Source: RefSeq, a predicted model, not a curated record